AUGCUGGAUAGCCAACUUCUCAGUCUUCAAAGUUUUAUCUGCUCAGAUACUCUAGUCCCCGAUUACCUCUACGACUUGGACCCAAACAUGGCACCCUCAGCCAUCACACCCCCUCCCUCCUCUCCUACCCUUCACUCCGCUUCCUCCUUCAAAAUCCUCAUCCCCGAACCCCUCUCGGAAGAAGGUCUCACCCUCCUACAAUCUUCCUCCCACGAGGUCACUUACCACCCGAAAACAACACCCGAUACCCUCGCCUCCCUUCUGCCCUCUUACCAUGCCCUGAUCAUCCGCUCCGAAACAAAAGUUACCUCCGCCAUCUUGUCUCCUGAUGUUUCACCCAACCUUCGUGUCAUUGCUCGUGCCGGUGUGGGCGUCGACAACAUCGAUGUUGAAGCCGCCACCAAGCGUGGCAUCAUCGUCGUUAACUCUCCCCAUGGCAAUAUCGCGGCUGCAGCCGAGCACACACUUGCGUUGUUGCUCGCCUUGGCUAGGAAUAUUGGCAGGGCUGAUACGGGUAUGAAGCAAGGCCGGUGGGAGAGGAGUAAGCUGGUGGGUGUGGAAGUCGGCGGAAAGACAUUGGGAAUCAUCGGGUUGGGAAAGGUAGGGAUGAAAGUAGCUAGAAUGGCCACUGGAUUAGGGAUGAAGGUCCUAGGACUGGACCCGUAUGCGAGUCCUGAGAUAGCGAGGAGUGCUGGAGUGAAGCUUGUUGGCGGUGGGAAAGAUGGCAAAGGCGGACUUGAGGAGUUGUUGAAAGCGGUAGAUUUCUUGACGGUUCAUACGCCGUUGUUGGCGAGUACGGCGGAUAUGAUUGGGGAGAAGGAGUUGAAGCUGAUGAAAAAUACGGCGAGGGUAUUGAAUGUGGCGAGGGGUGGAGUCUACAAUGAGGGAGCGUUGUUGAAGGCUCUGGAAGAGGGAUGGAUUGCUGGAGCGGGAAUCGAUGUCUAUACACAGGAGCCGGUGAAGUUUGAUGUGGAAGAAUCGACAGCUGCGAGACUAGCGAGACAUCCAAAGGUAGUAGCAACGCCGCAUCUGGGAGCGAGCACGGUUGAGGCGCAGGAGAAUGUGUCAAUUGAUGUGUGUACGCAGGUGUUGGAGAUUUUGAAGGGUGGGAUGCCGACGGCGGCUGUGAAUGCACCGUUGAUCUUGCCCGAGGAGUAUAGGAGGUUGCAGCCUUUUGUGAAGCUAAUUGAACGCAUGGGUUCCCUCUACACGCAACACUUCGCCCGCACCAAGCCCAACAGUCUAGGCGGCCGACGUUUCGAACUCACUUACCACGGCGCCCUCGCCUCCGUUCCUCCGCCUUCCACCCGGCCCCUAACCGCCGCUCUCAUCAAGGGUCUCCUCUCUUCCAUCUCCUCCCACGCCGGUCGUGACGUCAACAUCGUCAAUGCCUCUCUCAUUGCCCGUGAGCGAGGAAUCGCUAUCGAUGAGAAGUUCAUGCGCGAUGACAACACCCUUACCUCUGGUUCCGGUGAGGGAGGACAGGUGACACUUCGGAGUUACCUUACGUCCAACUCCAAGACUGGAAGCAAAGAAGAGCAAGAACAGAUUAUCGAGGGCCACGUAACCAGUGGUUCAGACAUCUUCAUUUCCAAACUGGACCGGUUCGCCGGCGCCAACUUCCAGCCUGAGGGAACACUGUUGGUGCUGAGGAACUACGAUCGUCCGGGAAAAAUCGGUGGCGUAGGCAUGGUGGUAGGCAGACAUGAUAUUAAUAUAAGGUUUAUGCAGGUUGCUGGACUAAGUGGUGGUGGUGGCGAUGGUACUAAGCGAAGAGCAAGACCAGUUGGGACGGUGGAAACGAGGGGGGGAGAGGAGACGGAGACACUGGAGGAAACGGAAGAGGAUAGUAGGGAGGCGCUGAUGAUACUGGGGGUUGAGGGUGAUGUUACGGAGGAGGUGGUGAGAGAGUUGGAAGGGCAGGAGGGGAUUCUGGAUGUUAGUUUGGUGAGGCUGUGA
This is a messenger RNA of Sordaria macrospora k-hell, 1959 nucleotides long. RefSeq lists its product as uncharacterized. Gene Ontology annotation, biological process: L-serine biosynthetic process. The record is from RefSeq and is a predicted model, not a curated record. Gene Ontology annotation, molecular function: NAD binding; phosphoglycerate dehydrogenase activity. NCBI's taxonomy places the organism in Eukaryota, Fungi, Ascomycota, Sordariomycetes, Sordariales, Sordariaceae.